AUGAAGUCUUUACGUUACGUUAUUUUAUUAUUCAUUCUGUUUUCAGCAACGAAAAAAUGUCAGGCUGGUAUAUUUAACGAGAAAACGAAAAACUUUUUUGGACUUUUUGGUAAUAAACCACCUUAUUCCAACGAUUCACCUGCGCCUUGCUACUGUAGUUGUGGGUUACGAAACGAAGAAAGUCGUAUAGUUGGAGGUCAAACGACAAGUAUGAAUGAAUUUCCAUGGAUGGCUAGAUUAUCGUAUCUAAACAAGUUUUAUUGCGGAGGUACACUUAUAAAUGAUCGCUACGUACUUACAGCAGCUCAUUGUGUAAAGGGUCUUAUUUUCAGAUUCAUGUGGUUCAUGAUCAAGAUUACUUUCGGGGAACAUGACAGAUGUACCGAAAAAGGAGUAGAAACUAGAUAUGUGGUGCGUGUUAUGACCGGUGAAUUUAGCUUCUUGAAUUUCGAGAAUGACAUCGCGCUGCUCCGUCUUAAUGAAAGAGUGCCAUUAAGUGAUACGAUAAGACCAAUAUGCUUACCAUCAAUGUUGGAUAACGAUUACGCAGGAAUAAACGCAAUCGUAUCAGGUUGGGGUACAUUGAAAGAAGAUGGCAAACCAUCCUGCCUGCUCCAGGAAGUCGAAGUUCCAGUCAUGAGUCUUCAGGCUUGUCGCAAUACUAGCUACAGUGCUCGAAUGAUUUCAGAUAAUAUGUUAUGUGCGGGUUAUAUUGAAGGACAAAAAGAUUCAUGUCAGGGUGACAGUGGUGGACCUUUGAUAACAGAACGUGAAGAUAAGAAAUAUGAAUUGAUCGGUAUUGUAUCGUGGGGCAACGGAUGUGCAAGACCUGGUUAUCCAGGUGUAUAUACGAGAGUUACGCGAUAUAUGGAUUGGAUUUUAAAAAAUUCGAAGGAUGGCUGUUUUUGCGAACAUAAUUGAUCAUUAUAAUCAUCUGACAAUUCUUAAUGAAAGACAUGAAAAAGAGCAAAAAAUGAUUUUUAUAUAUUAUUGUAUAAACAAUUUUCUUGAAUUUUUGUGCUAUGUUUUCUUCAAAUCCAUAUGCUAUAUCCGUGAUGAUGUUUUUUAUGCACAAUUUAUAGACUUACAAACUUGGAACAAUGUUGCACCUGAUUAUCAGAUAUUUCGAUAAAAAUCGACUAAAUCGAACAAUCUUAAUUUUUAUAUAAUAUUAUUUUCAUUUUGUCUAUUAGAUUUAUUGUUGUUAUAUCUCUGGUUCAGCAAUAUGGCAACAAUAAAUAAAUAAAUAAUGAAAAUAUUUUAAAACGAAAAAUGGAGAUGAUACAUCACGAUAUUUGUCAAAUAUGCAGAAAUAAUAUUAUACUGUGCAAUAUUUAUUAUAUAAUCUUCUUUGCCAUUACUGAAAUAGCCAAAGGCUAAAAUACUCAAUUUUGUUGCCAAGGAAUUUGACUAUAGUGAGAUUGAGAUUAUAGAUUUAAGCUACCAGUGUCAUAUCUUUUUUUAGAAAAUGUUUAUUGUAAUAAUACUUUAUAUACAGAAAUGUAAUAAACAUUUGCACAAAUU
Messenger RNA from Pogonomyrmex barbatus (red harvester ant), 1524 nucleotides. Its product is annotated as trypsin-1. Gene Ontology annotation, biological process: proteolysis. The record is from RefSeq and is a predicted model, not a curated record. Lineage: Eukaryota; Metazoa; Arthropoda; Insecta; Hymenoptera; Formicidae. Gene Ontology annotation, molecular function: serine-type endopeptidase activity.